Arabis nemorensis is the source of this 1890-nucleotide messenger RNA. Lineage: Eukaryota; Viridiplantae; Streptophyta; Magnoliopsida; Brassicales; Brassicaceae. The record is from the annotation of a GenBank genome assembly.
AUGGGCUGCAUUUGCUCAAAAGGAGCAUCAGAAGAUGGAGAAGACGUUUCUUAUCAUCGUGGGAAAGGAAAUGAAUACUGGAACAAAUCUUCUUCUGUACAAUUGAUUGCUCCUUUGCCUUCAAGUAAAGACGAUUUUUCGCAUAAAGCCGUUGAUGGAAGCUCUGGUGGUGGAAGAAGAGCAAGUGGUUUGAUUGUUCCUAUUGAUGAUAGUCAUGAUGGUAAAACAGUUAUUGUAGAGAGACCUUCAAGGUCUCAUCGAGGAAGAAGAGUUUCAGAUAAUGGCAGAGGAGGAUUGAUUAUUUCGAAUGUUCCUCGUAGCGCAGAAGCAGAGCUUAUUGCAGCUGGAUGGCCUUAUUGGUUAACCUCUGUUGCUGGUGAUGCCAUUAAAGGUUGGAUUCCUCGCCGUGCAGAUUCCUUUGAGAAGCUUGACAAAAUUGGACAAGGGACUUACAGUACGGUGUAUAAGGCUCGGGAUCUUGAGACCGGUAAGAUAGUGGCGAUGAAGAAGGUUAGGUUUGCUAAUAUGGAUCCAGAAAGUGUGAGGUUUAUGGCAAGAGAAAUCAACAUUUUGCGAAAACUCGACCAUCCAAAUGUUAUGAAACUUGAAUGUCUUGUCACUUCAAAGCUAUCAGGUAGCUUGCAUCUUGUGUUUGAGUACAUGGAGCAUGACCUUUCAGGCCUUGCUCUUAGGCCUGGUGUCAAAUUCACUGAGCCUCAGAUCAAGUGUUUUAUGAAACAACUGCUUUGUGGACUUGAGCACUGUCAUAGCCGUGGAAUACUUCACCGCGACAUCAAGGGUUCUAAUCUUUUGGUUAACAAUGAUGGAGUUCUCAAGAUUGGAGAUUUCGGUCUGGCGAGUUUUUAUCAACCAGACCAAGGACAACCGUUGACUAGCCGUGUAGUAACCUUGUGGUAUAGAGCACCUGAGCUUCUACUGGGAUCUACAGAGUAUGGGCCUGCCAUUGAUCUCUGGAGCGUUGGUUGCAUUCUUGCAGAACUCUUUGUAGGUAAACCAAUCAUGCCGGGAAGAACAGAGGUGGAGCAAAUGCAUAAGAUCUUUAAGCUGUGUGGUUCACCAUCUGAAGAUUUCUGGGAAACAACAAAGCUUCCACAGGCGACAAGCUACAAACCGCAACAUCCUUAUAAGCGUGUCCUUCUAGAGACGUUUAAGAAUUUACCGUCUUCUUCUCUAGCUCUACUGGACAAGCUACUAUCUGUGGAACCAGAGAAGAGAUGCUCAGCUUCUUCCACUCUAAUGACCGAGUUUUAUACAACGGAGCCACUCCCAUGUCACAUAUCAAGUUUGCCUAAAUAUCCGCCAAGCAAGGAACUCGAUGCAAAGGUUCGGGAUGAAGAAGCAAGAAGGAAAAAAGCAGAAGCUGUGAAGUGGCGUGGACACGAAUCCGUGAGAAGAGGUUUAAGAGACAAGGCAACACCAGAGUUCAUUGCUUCAGGGCAUUCUAAUGUCUCAAUCAACACCCCGGCGUUCAAGAAAGAAAAUGGAAGAUACGACAAAGAAAAGAGGUUUUCUGAUACCAAUUCAAUGGUUCAUCCAAAUGUAACCGCAACCUGGAAUAAGAAUGAAACCUCUAGGAGCAGUGUAGGCGAAGUGAAGGCUAGUCGGUCCAACAACAUGCCCGUUACAAUGGGAGACUACUUAACUAGCGCUUCACAGAAAGAAAAUGUAGCUUGCAGAGAACCCACAACGACAUACAUGCGAAAGAAGAACCGAAUGCACUAUUCGGGUCCAUUGAUGCCUCCUGGUGGUAACAUUGAAGAGAUGAUGAAAGAUCACGAGAGACGGAUCCAAGAAGCUGUACGCAAGUCGCGCCUCGAGAAAUCUGCAACAAAGAAGAACAAAGAUAUCCCAGUCAAAGCAUGUGCUUAG